This is a messenger RNA of Metschnikowia bicuspidata var. bicuspidata NRRL YB-4993, 1158 nucleotides long. RefSeq names its product FTR1 family protein. Gene Ontology annotation, molecular function: ferrous iron transmembrane transporter activity. NCBI's taxonomy places the organism in Eukaryota, Fungi, Ascomycota, Pichiomycetes, Serinales, Metschnikowiaceae. Bases 1 to 1158 code for a protein of 385 amino acids. The record is from RefSeq and is a predicted model, not a curated record. Gene Ontology annotation, cellular component: high-affinity iron permease complex; plasma membrane. The transcript has a single exon. Gene Ontology annotation, biological process: iron ion transmembrane transport.
AUGGUUGACGUUUUCAACGUUGAGAUCUUCUUCGUGGUCUUUAGAGAAUCCUUGGAGGCUGUCGUGGUGGUCUCUGUUCUCUUGGCAUUCUUAAAACAAGGUCUUGGAGGUGCCACCGAAGACCCAGUUGUUUACAAACGAUUACGAAAACAGGUCUGGCUAGGGUCAGGUCUAGGACUCUUAAUCUGUUUGUGUAUUGGUUGUGCUUUCAUCGCUGUUUUUUAUACUCUUAAAGACGAUGUAUGGUCAGAGUCUGAAGACUUGUGGGAAGGUAUUUUCUGUCUUAUUGCCACCAUCAUGAUCACAUUCAUGGGUCUUGCCAUGUUACGUGUCAACAAAAUGAAAGAAAAGUGGAGAGUCAAGUUGGCACAGGCAUUGGUCAAAACUCCUGAGGACUCCAAGAAGAAGUGGCUUGGGUUUGGUCAUUAUGCUAAGAAAUAUGCCAUGUUUAUUUUGCCUUUUAUUACUGUGUUGAGAGAAGGUUUGGAGGCCGUCGUUUUUGUGGGUGGAGUUGGUUUGAGCUCAUCUGCUACUUCUUUCCCCAUUCCUGUGAUUUGUGGCUUACUUGCGGGUCUCCUUGUUGGUGUCAUCAUGUACUACACCGGAGCCAACUUUUCGUUGCAAAUUUUCUUGAUCGUGUCCACGUGCGUCUUAUACUUGAUUUCGGCAGGUUUGUUUUCCAGGGCCAUCUGGUUCUUCGAAACCUACGUUUUCAACCAGCUCACUGGUGGAGACGCCUCUGAAAAUGGAUCGGGUCCAGGUACCUACAACAUUAAGAAGUCUGUAUGGCAUGUUAACUGCUGCAACCCCGAGUUGGACAACGGGUGGGAUGUAUUCAAUGCCUUGUUAGGCUGGCAAAAUUCUGCCACCUACGGCUCUGUCAUCUCCUAUAAUAUCUACUGGCUUUUUAUCAUUGUGACUGUCUUUUUGAUGGGUUUCGAAGAGAAAUACGGUCACUUGCCAUUGCUCAAGAACGUCACGUUGAGGUCCUUGAAUCCAAUGUACCAUAUCAAGGGCAAAAAGAAGAAUGAGUUGUCGAAAGCUGAAAGAGAUGCUUUGUUCGAAAAGGUAAAGAACCAGAGAAUCGAUGACGAAGAACGUUCUAACGAGUCUCUCAUGAACAAAGCCGAGAAGACUUCUGUUUCUGGAAGCAACUAA